AUGCUGUUUCUCAAAGCCUUUUGCGGCGCAAGUCUAAUCGCGGCGGCGACCGCUACUUACGCCGGCAACCUCAACUAUGAAUCACCCUCUUUGCACCAUCCGUUUCUCGGUAUUUCUAUCCGGAAGGUGGCAGGUCGAUCUGAAGGCAGCACGCCAUGGACGCCGGAGCAGCUCAACUUCACUCACGGCGUGGCUUCCGGCGACCCGUACGAUGACAGCGUCAUCCUCUGGACCCGUGUCGCCCCGACGAUGGAGAACGACCAUAGCAACGUCACGAUUGAGGGAACAGCCCCUGUCUUCGCUCACGACAAUGAUGUGUUUGUCAAAGCGAGCAAAUCGCCGAUCUGCGUCGAUUGGAAAAUUGGCACGUCGGAGACUAUGAACGGGAGCGCCGCCAGAUCGGAUUACCAGUUCAACGUAUGCAACUCCGAGACCAAGUCUCCCAUCGGUAGAACCCGGACUCUUCCAGAAGCAAACUCCAGAGUCAAGCGUCCUGUCAAGCUAGCUGUCUACAGUUGCGCAAACUACCCUUUCGGCUUCUUCAACGCCUACGGAAAUCCAGAGCGAAAAGAUUCUGUCGACUAUGUGAUCCAUCUCGGCGACUACAUCUAUGAGUACGGCAACGGAGAAUACCCCGUCGGCGGUUUGGGUUGGGGCGACUCAAUCGGAAGAGUCCCGGAACCCAACCGCUCUUGUCAUACACUCUACGAUUAUCGCAAGCGCCUCGCUCAGUAUCUGAGCGAUCCCGACCUCCGCGCAAGCCACCAGAAGUUUCCCUGGAUAACGGUCUGGGACGACCACGAAGUGAUGGACAAUCCGUACCGAGACGGGUCGGCGGCGAUGAACAACACCGAACAGUCGUUCAUCAAAGACGACGGCAUCUCCGUUGACGCGCGCAAGAUGAACGCCGUGCGCGCGUACUUUGAAUGGAUGCCCCUUCGGCAGGUCGACAUGGACGACAACCUCCGCAUCUGGCGUAACUUCCAAUUCGGCGACCUCUUCAACCUCAUCAUGCUCGACACCAGGAACUACGACCGCUCCAUCACCGACUUAUACUGGAACACGGGGUACAUCCACGAGAUCAGCGACGACACCAGCCGCUCGCUCAUGGGUUCGCGCCAGGAGAACUGGUUCUACCGCCAGCUCAAGGAUACACCGGCCCUUUGGAGGAUCGUGGGCAACCAGAUCGUGUUCAGUAGGAUGAAUCAGAGCCUCUCCAACGGGCCCAAGAACCCCUUCAACUACGACCAGUGGGACGGCUACGUCGCGAACAGGAACCGCACGCUGAAGACGCUGUAUGAUAACAAGAUCGACAAUACGGUGUUUCUGGCGGGUGAUAGCCACGCCUCGUGGGUCAGUGAUCUCGUGUGGUUAGGUGAGAAGGAUUACGGCCCUGAGACUGGGGCAGGGUCCAUCGGCGUCGAGUUCGCCGGCACGGCGGUCUCGUCUCCCUCAUCAGCAGGGCAGAACAUCACGCAAGAGAAGGCUCUCAACAGGAGUUCGUGGAUGACGGCGGCCAACCCGGAACUGCAGUGGCAGGAGUACUUCUAUCGGGGCUACUUUGAGCUCAGUGUGGGCUACGACGCGAUGAAUGCUACGUUUUUCGGGCUUCCGACGUACGUCACGAGGAACGGGUAUGAAAUUGCGCUGGCAAACUUCACUGUCAAGGCUGGGGAGAAUAAGUUGCAGCGUCCGGUUGGAGGAGGUAGUGUCGAGUUCGGGAGCUUGAAGGGCGGAGUGACGAAGCAAACGAACAUCACCCAUGACACCGGCACUGGAAGCUGGUUUGUUUUCGGGGAUAAGGUGCCCGGUGCUAUGGACCUGCUUCAGGGGGCAGCGAGUAGCUUCCAGAGCGCGGGAGCGGUGCAUGCUGCGGCAUACACCCUCUCUGCCAAGUGGCUGUUUGUGGUGGUUUUCUUCACCUUGGCUUUACCAUCUGUGUACUAUUUGUAG
Molecule: messenger RNA, 1953 nt
Organism: Colletotrichum chrysophilum
Lineage: Eukaryota; Fungi; Ascomycota; Sordariomycetes; Glomerellales; Glomerellaceae
Exons: 5
Coding region: 1-1953 (650 amino acids)
Source: RefSeq, a predicted model, not a curated record